AUUUCUUCUAUUUCUAUAUCAUUAUUUUCAAUAGUGAUUGUAAUUCUUGAAGAUCUUCUUGUUGAUGAUCGUCCUCUUUGUAUUGCUUCUUCGAAUGCUUGUUCUUCUGUUGGAAAUCUGAAUUCUUGUAAAUCCUUUAAUUCUUGUCGAGCUCUUUCGACUAUAACACUUGCUUUUCGUUGGUAUUCUACAAAUGAAUACAUAUGCCUAUCUUGA
This is a messenger RNA of Cetraspora pellucida, 216 nucleotides long. The record is from the annotation of a GenBank genome assembly. Lineage: Eukaryota; Fungi; Glomeromycota; Glomeromycetes; Diversisporales; Gigasporaceae.